GGUCCGACGAGGAGUCCAUGAUCGAGCUUAAGAAGCUCUACUCCCUGCGGACCGCUGGGACCACCUUCGUGCUGAGGUGUUGGCGCUUGCGCCUCAACAGCCUCUUCUGCUUCCAGGUGAUCGUGAUGAUGUGGCUGCGGUACACGGUGGACCUGGGCAUGGACAUCCAGGCCAUGGGGAUCUUCCUGCAGCACAAGCAGCCCUGGUUCUUCAUCCUGAACCUUUUGGGGGUCUUCCUGGGCCUGCUGUGGACCGCCUACGAGUUCUACAUGGUGAUCACGGCGCCGAAUUCCAAGAUCACCAGCACGGAGAUCUUCUUCUCGGGGCUCACGCUGCCACUGCUGGGCCAGCACGUGACCUUCCUGGCCCUGCUGUCCCUGUGGCGAGGCGAGCUGCACCCCUUCCUCUUCGUGUCAACUCUGGCAGAGGCGAUCCUGGAGUCCUCCUUCUCGUCCUUCAUCCAGACCUAUGCGGUGGUCUUCACCGAGCUCACCUGGAUACAGAGGAGCCAGCUCUACAUCUCGGUCUUCAUGUCCUUCGUGUCCAUUGGCUACGCCUUCAGCACCAUCGAUAUGUUCCAGGGGGGCCGGAUGCUGGUGAAGAUCCCCGGCUUUUGCAAGAGCUUUAACGGCCGCUUCUGCGUGGUCUUCGUGUUCCGGGUGGCCGAGAUCACCUCGCGGGCCACCAGCCUGGCGCUGUUCCAGGCAGUGACACGGCCCUACGGCAUGUUCGUGCUGAUUGCGGCGGACGGUUUGGUGAUGUCCUGCGUCACCAUGUUCUUCCAGUGCCGGGUGGGGAAGUUCGCGCCCGGGGACCGCAUCGCCUUCGUGCGUCAGAACUUCUUCUACGUGAUCCCCUCGGUGCUUUGCUGCCGAAUGGCGCCAAUGUUGGAAAAGGACUCAGUGAUCACGAUGCCGCCCAUCGUCUACUACUCCAUUAGGUUCUUGGAGCUGGCGGGCAUGGUGGCGGUGGCUGGGAAGUGGCUCGACUGGGACCUCCAGGCGAUGCGGAGCCACUUCGAGGACGACGGCUUCAUCGUGGCGGGCUUCGCGGUGAGCACCGUGCUGAUGUUGGUGCUGGUGGUGCUCAUCCGGACGACCCUGAGCGUGCGAUGCUUGAUGGAUAGUCCGGCGGAGGUGUGGAGCGAGAAUGAGUUCAACAACGUGCAGCACGCGCUGAAGAACCGCAUCCUCGAGGCCCACAUCCCGGACCCGAAGGCCAUGAGGAUCGUGUCCAAGGUCCUGGAGCAUCACCCCAAGUUCACCAGCUCUGAAUGCUUUGGCCCCGCAAGGGAAGCAGGCCUGCCCAGCUGCAAUUGGGACUCCACCUUCCUGCGCGCCAGAGUGAUCUACAACAUCAAGAAGGCCAUGCUGGCGCUGGAGGGCUAUGACUUCAGCAAGGCGAAGAAGCGCUCGCGGAGCUCCCUGCAGACGGGGGGCCUCGUCUCCAUCCGCUGCUCCGCGGGGCAUCUGACCACCAAGUGCGACCAGAUCGUGGGCCAACUGUCCAACGACUUGUCGAACCAGAAGUUUGUGCUGGAAUCCACGGAUCCCCACAUCCAGGAGCUCCUCAUCUCUGGCCAGCCGAUCCGUCUGAGGGCGCUGGAGUCUGGGCAACUGCUGGGCCUCGAGAAGGAAGGCGACGGCUCCUUUUCGCUGCGCAGCAGGGCCGCGUGGACCGAGGAGGAGGCGACGUCGUUUUCGGUGGCGCUGGUCCAUGAGGAGAUCUACCGCUCUGCAUCCAGGUUCAGCCAGUUCGUGCACAUGGGCGAUGACCUGGAGGUGGACGAGCUGCGCUUGGUGAAGCGCCGGGGCCAGAAUUUGAAGGGCUGGGACAGCAGCGGGUGGACGGUGCUGGCCAUCAACGGCCAGAAGGCCACACGCGAAGAGGUGGACGACAUUCUCGCGAAGGCCGGCAAGGCGACCAAGUACGCCAAGAUGAUGUCCAGCGUCUCCGGCGGCUCUGAUGGCGACAGCAACCUGGAGCUCUCCUCGCUGAAGCCCGGCGAGGAGGCGGCUGCCCGAGGGGAGUACAUCGUGCAGUUCGUGAGGACGGACAAGGAGACGCCUGUGGUGGCUGGGAGCAAGGUCUUCCUGCACCAUGCGGGGGGCUGGACCAGCGCUCCCAUGGGCAUGGCCCAAGGCUUGGAUGCGGAGGACGAGGUCUCGCGGCCCCGCUUCGUGGAGGGCGAGUUUGGCCUGACCUUCGCGCUGGAGCGCGCGGAGUACGGCAGCAAGGAUGAUGAGAGCAUCUUCCAGUGGGCUGCGGAUAAGAUCAGCGUGCUGGCGGACACGGUGCAGCAGCAGGAGUCCUUCGCUGAGAAGUACCGCACCUUGACGGUGGUGGCCUGCAAUGCGCGCACCGUGGACGUGGAGGGUGUCGCAGGAAUCCUGCAGCAGGACCUCCAGCUUCACUUGCGGGUGCUGUCGAACUUGCUACAGCCCAUUCGCUUGGAGAAGGACAUCCGGAUCGAGUUUGAGGACCUGGAAGAGCUGACCAUGGACGUGCGGUUUCCCUUGGCUGUGGAGGAGGAGGAGAUGAACCACCCCAUCUUGAUCGAGGCUUGGGAUGAUGAAGACGAUGAGUCCCACCCCACGCGCGCCGCGGGGGUGCAGCCGGGGGACGAGCUUCUGCAGUUGGAGCUCAUCGACUCGGACGGCACCAUAAAGAAGAUCAGCUCCCCCGCAGAGAUGCGGCAGCUGCUCAUCGACUCGGACGAGCACGACGAGCUGGCGGUGGCCACCUUCCGGUGCAAGGCCCACGCCAAGGCGGAGGAGAGCAACGACACCGUGAAGCGCGCCGUGGCGCAGACGGAGCCCAUCGCCACCCUGCUGCCCACCUGGCAGGAGAUCACCAAGGGUGCUAAGGCGUGCGUGGAGCAGGGGGACUUCGAGAACCUCAAAGAGGCGGUCCUGAGCCGAACCUUCCUCUUCCGCGGCAAGUGCGAGGUGGUAGAGUCGCUGACCUCCGCGGGCUUCGGUCUGCACCACGACGACUUCGCGGCGCGCUGCGUGGAGCUCCACCGGCGCUUCGACCCGCUGCCGGAGCCGCGGCUCUGCGAGUUCUUCCCCGGCAGGGCCAACGCGGAGCUCAGGGACGAGGUUCUAAUCCAUCAGCUGGAGGUCCUGACCAACACCUGGCGCACCUUGCCGCGGCUGGUCAAGGAGGACAUGCCGGAGGUGCUUCGCGCCCUCUUCCGCCCCAAUGUGGAGCUCGAGUUGGCGGAGGACGCGGUGAAGGUGCUGAUGAAGCAGUGGGACCCCAGCGAAGCCAAGUCGGACGGGGACGACAGCUUGAAGAUGCCGGAUCAGCUGGUGAAGUUCUUCUCGAGCUUCAAGCCGGCCUCCGACGAGAACCUGGCGGACCGGCAGCUGUCCAUGUUCUGGAUCGUGCGGUGCUGGCAGGUGGACCGAGUGCAGCAACGCAAGGUUCAGGCGCUGGUGGCAGACAUUGGGCGCAUGUACGAGAGCGCGGAGAAGUUCUGGGAGCGGCGGGUGAAGGAGGCGCACCACCACGCGGAGGUGGCCCAAAAGCAGCUUGAGGAGGCGGUGAAAAAGGAGAACAUCAAGGUGGUGCUGUGCUCCUGCAUUUCCGACCUGGAGAAGGUGAAGAGCAUCCUAGGGCCCGACCUCAUGUUGAAGCAGGACUGCAAGAUCGGCGACUCCGAGAAGGUGCCGAAGGGCAAGUGCCUGGUGUGGUCCCAGGGCGCGGUGCUGGAGUACUUCCGGACCAGCACCGCCCCCAGCGACGCCAAGAAGGCGGAGAUCCAGAAGAACCUGCCGUCCCUCUACAAGGGCAAGGACGUGCGCCUGCUCUUCAGCGGCCUGGACUUCGACAAGCACUACGAUGAUGCCCAGUCGGCGCUGGAGACGCUGUCCAUGUACCUCUCCAAGGCGAAAACCGCGGGGGAGGCCUUCCCGGGCAUCAAGCAGAUCCUGGACGACCUCUCGG
Effrenium voratum is the source of this 3951-nucleotide messenger RNA. NCBI's taxonomy places the organism in Eukaryota, Dinophyceae, Suessiales, Symbiodiniaceae. The record is from the annotation of a GenBank genome assembly.